Pistacia vera is the source of this 1349-nucleotide messenger RNA. RefSeq names its product probable pectate lyase 4. Bases 54 to 1088 code for a protein of 344 amino acids. NCBI's taxonomy places the organism in Eukaryota, Viridiplantae, Streptophyta, Magnoliopsida, Sapindales, Anacardiaceae. The transcript is spliced from 5 exons. The record is from RefSeq and is a predicted model, not a curated record. Gene Ontology annotation, molecular function: pectate lyase activity.
GAUUUUGUCUUCUCAGCUCUCGACUCUCGAACAAGAACAAAUUAGCAAAGAAAAUGGGUUCGCUUCCGUACGCUGACGUGGAGAACAGUCUGAGAGCAUUGGCGGGUCGGGCCGAGGGUUUUGGCAGAUUCGCCAUUGGCGGGCUCCACGGCCCGCUCUACUUCGUCACCAGUUUAUCUGUUAAGAAUUUGAUUAUGAGAUUUUAUGUGUCUGUUAUAGAUGAUGGUCCAGGAUCGCUUCGUGAGGGAUGCCGGAGAAAAGAACCAUUGUGGAUUGUUUUUGAAGUUUCGGGUACAAUUCAUCUUUUGUCGUACUUGAAUGUAUCGUCUUAUAAGACGAUUGAUGGGCGGGGCCAAAGGGUUAAGCUUUCAGGGAAAGGGUUGAGAUUGAAGGAAUGUGAACAUAUAAUUGUAUGUAAUCUUGAGUUUGAAGGUGGUAGAGGACAUGAUGUUGAUGGCAUUCAAAUAAAGCCGAAAUCUAGACACAUAUGGAUAGAUCGAUGUAGCCUUAGUGAUUUUGAUGAUGGGCUCAUAGAUAUCACGAGACAAAGCACAGACAUUACAGUUUCUAGAUGUUAUUUUACUCGUCAUGAUAAGACAAUGCUUAUUGGAGCAGACCCCUCUCAUGUUGAAGAUAGAUGCAUUCGAGUGACCAUUCACCAUUGUUUUUUUGAUGGGACAAGGCAAAGACAUCCUCGCCUUAGAUUUGGGAAGGUUCAUCUGUACAAUAAUUACACCAGAAAUUGGGGCAUUUAUGCAGUUUGUGCAAGUGUAGAGUCCCAGAUAUACUCCCAGUGCAACAUAUAUGAAGCAGGAAAGAAGAAAAAGACCUUUGAAUACUAUACAGAGAAGGCAGCAGACAAGCCGGAAGCAAAGUCUGGUGUAAUAAGAUCUGAAGGAGACUUGUUUCUGAAUGGAGCACUAGCUUGCUUAUUGACCGGAGUGGGGGAUGAACAUGUGUUCCACCCAAGUGAAUAUUAUCCGAUGUGGACAAUGGAAGCACCCUCAGAUUCUUUAAAGGAAGUCCUCAAAAUUUGUACGGGUUGGCAAUCCAUUGCUCGACCAGCAGACCUGAUGGUAGCUACAUAGCUUUUCAAUGUCUUCUUUGUGCAUGCAUCUUGAAUGUAUGGUGCCAUUUACGAGCAUACCUUCUUGUUUUAAUUUUCCUUUGGGAAUUUUCUUUUCAUUCGAUUAUGGAAAGUUUUAAUCACAAAAAUCCAUUAUCCAGAAUAUAAUCAAUUUAGUGUAUGUAACUAUGUAUUAAAUAUUGUUUCAAAACUGGUCAGUUUACUUGAGACUAUUGGCAUACUUUGGGGUUGACUCCUUUGAUGGGUGUAUUAACAAAUUUGU